GUCAUCAAUCAGUUAUUAGUUCCAAUUUGUUUUGUGCUUUGCUGAAGAUGUUUCGUUUGUUUCCUGUUAUUGCCGCUUCCUGCUGUCGUAUGGUACCCCUACCUACGGAAAUAUGGGCCCUAAUAUUUAGGAUGUUGGACCCAUGUUCAUUAGUUGCUUCUAUCAGAGCCAAUCCGCAAUGGAUGGAUAUUUGCGUCGGAGAUUCUAUUCUGAGACAGAAAAUUCGAGAAGGAUUAGAACUGGAGAGAAAACACAAUCUGGAGGUUGUCAUAGACCCACGGACUACUGUCCAAACUUUUCGAUUGGGUAAUACCGAGAGGAUGUUUUCCAGUAAUAUGAGAAAAACAGUAGUCCAAAAGAGGUCACGAAUACAGAUUGAACCAAUUCCAGCAAAGAAGAGGAAAAUGUUAAUACAACUGACUCCAACUGAUCAGGAGAUGAAGACGAAGAGAGCUAGAAAGUGUGUGAAAUAUCGAUUAUAAAUAAUUGAUUGUAAAAUUUCAAACAUUUUUUGUGAUUUUGUGAUUUGAA
Messenger RNA from Leptinotarsa decemlineata (Colorado potato beetle), 531 nucleotides. RefSeq lists its product as uncharacterized. The record is from RefSeq and is a predicted model, not a curated record. Lineage: Eukaryota; Metazoa; Arthropoda; Insecta; Coleoptera; Chrysomelidae.